UAACUCAAUAUUGCUCACAGAAGAAGAUAAAGGAGGUAAUGUGGAAUUGAAUCGAACAUUGUGACUGGUUUUAUUUUAUUUUGUUUUAAUUCUUAUUAACCCAUAUUUUCGAAAUAAUGAAUCCUGAAGAUUUUGUUCAGUACAGUUUACAUUGUAGAGGAGCGUAUACUCCUCGAGGUGGAUCAGUUCCUCCAUCUCCUCGUUUUAGGCCUAAUCAGGGUAAUGGCAACUGGAAUUACCGACCUAUCGGUAAUCAUGACAGGACUAAUGUCGAUUUCACACCAACAAAAAAUUUCAUACGAAGUCCUCAUCAUCAGUCAAAUCCAAGUUUUAGAGGGCGUGGGACUUACAAUUAUAAGGGAACCAAUCCACAUCACUCUUCCCCACGUAGUCCUAAUGUAACCAGAUUCAACAGCCCAGAACUAUGGCAGUCACCAUCACCACAGGCAUCAUUGGCAGUAGCACAAGAAAGAUGGGGAAGGCCACCCAUACAUUUUUCACCCUCACCUAGUCCAAAUUCGAGUCCGUCCUACUUAAGGUAUCAACAGACAUUUUCUAACAACUCCAGUUCAAUGUCAUUGUCUGGUGGUUACUUUUCAACACCAAACAGCAGUCCAAGUGGGAAAAGACAGGGUCGUGGUUCAUACUCUUACCGUGGAAGAUCAUCACAAGGGUCCGAAUGUAAUCCAGGAGGUAGUUGUGACAUCAGGGAUUAUGCCAACCUAUCCAUGCUCCAAAACCCUUGGCAGGAGCUUGAACAGCUGCAAAAAUCUUCAACAGAUCACAAGCUGGGAGGUACAAACACAAGUUGACUAUAAUUAUUAAUGAUCGACAUUUUGUUUCAUAAAAUGAAUUUAAGGAAAAUGUUAAUGAUGUGUCAAUCUCAUGUGAAAAAACUAUGAAUUGAAGAGGUUACUUGUAUUGCAUAAUGAACUACAGUCAUUUCUUCAUUUGUUAAAAUAAAAGAUACAUAUAGGACAAUACUGAAAGAAAGCAAAGAUAUAGAUACAUGGCUCUAACAUGUAUAAAUGUAUAUACUUUGUCAUUCUUCAUAAUAGAAUCAACCAAAAGACUUAGUUUUAUUUAAUUAUUUCUAAAAGAAAAAUUGUAAUACUCUGUUAAAUGCCAAUCAGCAGAGAAGAGCUCUUUCAAAACAGAUAAAACAUCAGACAUAGUUCCCUAAGUGAACAAAGUUACAUAUAGGGCAAAUACUUCAAAGUCUUUUCUAACAUAUGCUUCUCUUUACUUUAGAAAUAAAAGUAAUGUAGGUCCAUUCUUUUCCAAAGCUUUUAUGCCCAUUUUUAUGUAAACUACAAGAUAACCAAUAUAUUGCAGAACGAAAAAUCUAAUAAAUAGUUCCAUGACCAGCAUGCUACAAUCCAUAACAUAUCAAGUAAAAUAUUGAAAUAGUAGUAAAUUCUUCAAAGUUCUUUGGUGAAUGUAAGGAUGCAAUACCUUCUUGUACCAAUCCUUAACAAGUAUAUUAUGAGAAACCUAGACAUCUAAUAUCUACAAAAUCAAAAUUAUGAUUUUUUUUUAAACUGGCUAUGAAACUGUAAGUGACUUUAAUGUUACCACAAUAACUCUGUCAAGAUAUGAGCAGUCAUUUACAAAACUAGAAAAACUUUGGGAAAAUAUUUUAUUAAUUAUUAUAAAAAAAUCAGAAUAAACCAGCUCAAAAUUUUGGUUUUUAGUUAAAAAGCAAAAAAUAAACAAAUCUGUGACAAAAAAUGGAGUAAGCAAUAGGAUCAAGAGCAUUCUCACCUGAUAAUGCCUUAGCUAGAAUCACACAGAUAUCACAGGUCUUGUUUCAGUCAUUUUCUGAAAAAAAAAAUCAAUUCAAGUUUUAGUACCUAUCAGUAUAACAUAUUUAUAACCAUGUUUUACUAUUGUUGUUAAUUUUACUCGGAUUGUUUUACAAAUAUGCUAAUCAUACUUUUCUUGUUUUCUCUUUAACAUUUUUUUGUACUUGAAAACCCAGCAGGAGAAACACAAUCAUCUACAUACUGUUAAUUUUACAGAAGGGUUUAUGAAUAACAAAAUGAUAAAGAUGUAUGCACAAUACAUUUAUCAUAUUUUAUGCAAAACAAAAGCUAGAUAAACUUAAAUGUGUAAUACAGCAGUCAGUAACUUUAGAAACAAUUUUUUUAAAGAAACUUUGCACGUGUUUUGAAGGUUUGUAGGUUGAUGUAUAUAUGUGAUUUUGGGGGAAAUGAUUUGUCACUCUAUGAUCUUUCUUUGACAGAAUUGUGUAUGCAGUUUAAUUCAUUACACAUUUUAUAAAACUCAAACUAAUACAGUUCAUGGCCUAAUGAAAUUCAUGCUGUGACUCUUUGUAUUUUUUAUGAGAUAUUGGAUUGUUUUUAUAAGUGAGUUGUGUAGUUUACAUGUAUAAAGAACAUACCAUUAUUCCAGUGUUUUUAACAUUUCAACAUGAAUAAAAAAAAGAAUUUUUGCUUA
Limulus polyphemus (Atlantic horseshoe crab) is the source of this 2460-nucleotide messenger RNA. RefSeq lists its product as uncharacterized. NCBI's taxonomy places the organism in Eukaryota, Metazoa, Arthropoda, Merostomata, Xiphosura, Limulidae. The record is from RefSeq and is a predicted model, not a curated record. The transcript has 2 exons. The coding region runs from base 117 to 812 and encodes 231 amino acids.